Messenger RNA from Diaporthe batatas, 1543 nucleotides. RefSeq lists its product as uncharacterized. Bases 398 to 1147 code for a protein of 249 amino acids. The transcript is spliced from 2 exons. Lineage: Eukaryota; Fungi; Ascomycota; Sordariomycetes; Diaporthales; Diaporthaceae. The record is from RefSeq and is a predicted model, not a curated record.
GCAACACAAGGACGCUACAGAUCGUCUCCAGUUUUUUCAUUUGGAAUUCGCCCGCCUGCUGCCGAUCCGGAUAGUGAUCCCCACGCCUGUGGGCCUGAGCACAAGUCUUAGUGCGCAGUGAUGCAUCUGGAAUCGACCUCCAGUGGGUUGGAUACGACGUCAAAACUGCUGACAACCGCAGGGUCAAGUCAUUAGCUUCCCCAGGCGGUUCAACUCUGACUACCGACGGACUGAAGUACGGCCGAGACAUGAUAAUUAGAGUUUACGACCCCAGCCCAUCUGCCUGUAAAUCGACGUCUUAUUAAACACACAUCAAAACCACAUUUGCGUGAAGCAGAGCUAGGAUCGGAGAGGUGCCCUCAAGCUACAAAGACUUUUCAAGUUACAAGUUGCCAUCAUGUCCCUGGAACUUCACCACCUGCACCUUUCCCAGUCGGAGAGGGUCGUCUGGCUGCUGGAGGAGCUCAAAGUGCCAUACACACUGCAUGUCCACGACAGAGACCCCAUCACCGGCCUGGCGCCGAAGCAGAUCAAGGACAUCAACCCCUUCGGCACGGCACCCUACUUCCGGGACACGACCGUCUCGCCGCCGGUGAGCCUGUCCGAGUCGGGCGCCAUCGUGGAGUACAUCCUCACGGCGCACGGCGGCAACACGGCGCCGGGCAGCAGCAGCGGGGUGCCGCGGCUGAUCCGGACGCCCGGCGACAGCGACUACGGCGAGUACCUGCAGUGGCUGCACUUUGCCAACGGGUCGCUCCAGCCGUCCGUCUCGCGGACCAUGACGUUCCUGCUGGCCGGCAUGCCGCAGGACAGCCCCAUCGUGCAGGUGUUCAACCGGCGCACCGAGGCGGCGCUGGGGCUCGUGGACGCGAGGCUCGCGGGCUCCAGGUUCCUGGCGGGCGAGGAGCUCAGCGCCGCCGACAUCAUGACCGUCUGCUCGCUGACCACGCUGCGCGGGUUCGCCCCGACGGUGGACCUGGGCCCGCACCAGAACAUCCUCAGGUACCUCAAGGACGUGGCCGCGAGGCCGGCGUACCUGGAGGCGCUGAGGAAGGGCGACUAUGGCAUGGAGCCGAUGAUCCAGCCCAGGGUGAAGGGGUUCAGCCAGUUUGAGGCCUUUAGGGGUGCCUUGGAGAAAUUCAACUAGAGCUGGAUGAUGAGACGGUAUCAUGUGUAUGAUGGCUUUGAUCAGCAUCAAGUGUACCACGUGAAAAAGUCACAUGUAAAACACAGUCAUGGAAUACCUACUGCUGUGCACUACCUUGCUGCUGCUGGUGGCUCUUCUACAGUUCAUUACUACUUGAGUAUCUGGGAACGGUGAUGAGGGCAUAUGCUCGUGGUCUACUCCGUAUGUAUGACUAGCUUACUGACCUGGGUGCUUUGCCAGGGUGGCAGACGGAGAAAUAGAGCUGCGGCAGGGAGUAACAAUUCAGGUAAAAAUAUAACGGCAGAAGUCCUCGUGCAGACGAGUACCCAAGUACCCAAGGGCUGGUUUGGUCACAGGAUGUGGAACCCGGAACUGCAAGGCAAAGAUCAAAAGCAG